This is a messenger RNA of Andrographis paniculata, 429 nucleotides long. RefSeq lists its product as uncharacterized. The transcript has 2 exons. Bases 1 to 429 code for a protein of 142 amino acids. The record is from RefSeq and is a predicted model, not a curated record. Lineage: Eukaryota; Viridiplantae; Streptophyta; Magnoliopsida; Lamiales; Acanthaceae.
AUGGAGCCGCCAAAGAAGCAGGUUGUGAAGCCGCUUCUAGAAAGAAAACAGGUUGUGAAGCCGCUAAGGAAGCAAGUUGUAGAGCCGCUUCCACAAAGGAAGCAGGCCAUGGAGGCGCUAAUGAAACAGGCUGUGGAGCCGCUUCCAGAAAGAAAGCAGGCCAUGGAGCCACUAAGGAAGCAGACCAUGGAGCUGUCAGGAAAAAAGAAGCAAGCUAUGGAGCCGCUUCCAGAAAGAAAGAAAGUCAUGAAGCUGCCAAGGAAGCAAGUUGUGAAGCUGCUUUUAGAGAGAAGACAGGUUGUGGAGCCGCUUUCAGAAAGGAAGCAGGCUGCGGAGUCGCUUUCAAAGAAAAAACAGGCUGUGGAGCCGCUUCAAGAAAUAAAGCAGGCUAUGGAACCGCUAAGGAAGCAAGUUCUGGAGUCGCUUUAA